UUGCAGGAAAGUGAGCAAUACUUCUGGAGCAGACAUAGAAAGGUCACAGCGUUAGAUAGACAGCUGGUGCAGAGGGACUUUUUUAUAUCUUUACUUUCAAGGUGUGAUGGAGUGUGCUUUUCUCACCGUUAUCUUUGUGUCUUUCUUUGCGGUGUAUUCCUCUUUCUCUGGCGUUCCAGACUGGGAAGAUGUUGUGGUGACUAGAGAGGGCAUUCCUACCGUCUUAAUCUGUACUGACACAACGGUGAGAGGUGCAGUGGCCAUUAACUGGAAGGUGCAGCCGGUUGGUCCGGAGAAAGAAUGGAAACUGGUUCUCUCAGCCAAUGAAAAAAAAGAGUUUUCUGGCGGCGCCACGAAGAAAUCCACGCGUCUGACUGACCCUAACUUUCAAGACACCGGGGUUUUCUCCCUGUUCCUUCUUCCCAGAUUCGAGGACAGGGGUCUCUACUCAUGCAUGUUGAAGCAAAAAGAGAGGAAACUGAAGGAAAAGAUCAUCCUCUUAGCCAUCCUUGAAGUCACGGUUGUCCCCCCUCCACCCGUUCCUCACCGAAGCCCCCUGAGGCUGACUGCAAGUGUUUCCCCUGACUAUGCCGUCACCCAGAUCACCUGGACAGCACCCAGCGGCAACAUUAUGAAGAGCGAGAAAAAGCCCAAAUCAACCGUAUUGGCCAAACUUCCACAGGUGGAGAACGAUGACACCGGGGCCUACGUCUGCACGGUUUACCCAUGGGGCAACAGCAGCAACUCUCUCCUCGCCUUCAGUGUGAACGUGACUCUAGAUGAUGACAAAGUGUCCUCAUUGCAUAUAACACAUGAGACAGAGAUCUCCACCGCCACUAAGGCCAACACACCCGUCCCCCUGACCUGCCCUGAUGUGAAGGGGGAUUAUGUCAGGCUCUACUGGCUACGUGCAGACGCCAAGAAGCACAAUGAAAUUCAGCUGGUGUACACGUACGACCGAUGGAGGGGUUCCACCGUUAAUAACAAAAGCCCAAUGCUGGAGCUGGCCGGCCCGCCCUACAACGCAGAGGCCGGGAGCUUCUCCUUCAUUCUCACCCCUGGUUACAAAGAUGGUGGCCUCUACAUCUGUGAAGUGUUCUGCGAUGAAGACGCCUUCAGCAAAAGGACAAGGCUCAGCGUGCUCAAAGUUACAACCAGCCUCUCCUCCUCAAAGCUGGAAUUGGGGUGCCUGUACUCAGAGAGAUCCCAGGUUAUAAGUGCAGUUUGGAAACACCAGAAGAAUAGUCGCCGGCUGAAGAUGUCGAGCAAACAACCUGGCAGCAUCUCCACCUAUCUGCCCUUACCCAUCACUUCUGACACAGCUGGGAACUACACCUGCACCAUACAGCUGGAAAAAGGGCAGACCGUCAGUGCAACUCAAGCUGUCAACCUACCUAAUGAAGACACGAAAGAUGUGAGUGUCAGUGUGCCCACCCCCUCCCUGCCACCUUCUCUUUCUGCUUUAUUACUCCUGGUGCCCCUGGUUGCUGCGGCUGUCGGUGUGUUGCUAUGGAGACAGAAACACAUUUCUGAUCGCGGUAUUGAGCAGUCUUUGUCUGUCAUCUCGCGCGAAACAGAGAACAUCUAUGAGAAUCCUGAGGAUAUCAGACAGGCUCCUCCCCAGGGCUCAGUCUACAUGGAUUUGAAGCCAAGAGGAGAGGAUGAUGUCUAUAAGGAACUGGAGUGAUACUAACAGUGUCAGAGCUGAUCACCUACCCACAUCUCAUCCUCAUCCAGCUGUCACAUCCACUCAGUUCCCAGCUGCAGCAGAAGGCCUUUAUAAACAAAAGUAACAACUGAAUGUCAGAGUUGGAAUUGGAAGACAAACUUUAAAGCUUCAGGGAAAUGUGUGUUUUUUUCUUUAUUAUUCUAAGCUAUUUCUCUUCAGAAGAACUUUUUUACUGAUUUGCUUUGGGUGUACAUAGAGUAGAAGGGGGAAGAUUUUCAUAUAAGGCUAUGAAAUGUUUCCCAAAUGUGUGGGAAUUAUUUACUAUUGCUACUUAUUUCAUACAAAAAUUGUACUGUAAGCCAUUGUUCUCCUUUGUAUAUCUGUAUGUAAGAAUAGAUGCUUCUAAAUAAAAAUGUCUGCAAUGUU
Molecule: messenger RNA, 2095 nt
Organism: Trematomus bernacchii (emerald rockcod)
Lineage: Eukaryota; Metazoa; Chordata; Actinopteri; Perciformes; Nototheniidae
Gene: g6fl
Product: g6f-like
Biological process (GO): positive regulation of ERK1 and ERK2 cascade; interleukin-15-mediated signaling pathway; T cell activation
Cellular component (GO): external side of plasma membrane; membrane raft
Molecular function (GO): MHC class II protein binding; protein tyrosine kinase binding
Source: RefSeq, a predicted model, not a curated record